AUGUCAGUCCCGCGUCGUAGCUACGACCCGCGGCGGGUCUGCCUUAUGCCGCUCCCUUCCCUACCGCCUUUUCUGCGGAACCACAAGCGGUCAGUGAUGAUCUACCUGUCCGGCGCGCUCUUCGCUAUCGGCUGGUGGCUUUUCAUCGACGCCUGCAUCCUCUCCAGUGCCACAUGGAAACGUGCGCUGCCCCCUGUACCCGGCGGACCGGACGAUGACCACACGCCACCGCCCGACGCGCCGUUCGUCUCCAUCAACUUUGCCGACUGGGUCCCAGGUCUGUGCGGCACUCUCGGCAUGAUCGUCGUUAACCUGAUCGACAAGUCGCACCUCACUGAAGACGGCUUCAGCUUCGGCAGCAUGUCAGGCGGAGCAAGCUGGAGCAGCGACAACGUUGCCUGGCGCGCCCGCCUGUAUCUCUUCCUCGGGUUUGCUCUUCUUGCUGGCGGCCUCGCAGGCAGUCUCACAGUGCUCGUAAUCAAGUACCUUGUCCCCGCUUACCCAGCCGGAUACGACUACUACGGACUUGCGAAUGUCGGGCAAAAUGCUGCCAUCAUGCUCAGUACCGUCUUCCUAUGGAGCGCGCAAAGCGCCCCGAACGAGUACGAGUAUAACCUCACCAUCUAG
Tilletiaria anomala UBC 951 is the source of this 627-nucleotide messenger RNA. Its product is annotated as UPF0220-domain-containing protein. Gene Ontology annotation, cellular component: Vps55/Vps68 complex; fungal-type vacuole membrane. The coding region runs from base 1 to 627 and encodes 208 amino acids. NCBI's taxonomy places the organism in Eukaryota, Fungi, Basidiomycota, Exobasidiomycetes, Georgefischeriales, Tilletiariaceae. The record is from RefSeq and is a predicted model, not a curated record. The transcript has a single exon. Gene Ontology annotation, biological process: late endosome to vacuole transport via multivesicular body sorting pathway; protein targeting to vacuole.